CUCACAGGGAACUGGCACUAAUUCCUGGCUUGCUCGUGGUGGACGGCGCGCAAGGGAACAAGGACGCUGGACCAGAUCAAGGAGAAGGAGGGAAGUUUGAUGACAAUAACCACAGAGGAAAAUAGCUCCAAGUCCACCUGCUGGGAAGGUCUGGAUGGCCGAGCCACCGUGUAAUGCUGCUGUAAAGAAAUGUAAAGAAGCUAUGCCCCAGACGCCAGUAUUUUCCAGCAUGCUUGGUUCUGGAUGCAGUGGGCAAGUACAACCAGAUACGGGAGAGAAGAGUGGAGAUCCCGUUUAUCAGGAUGGGAGUCUCGUCUCUGGAUCUCUGGAGGCCCUGAUUGAGCGCCUGGUUCCCACCACAGACUACUACCCUGAUAGGACAUAUAUCUUCACCUUCCUACUGAGCUCCCGAGUCUUCAUUCACCCCCAUGAGCUCCUGGCAAAAGUGGGACAGAUCUGCCUUAAACAGAAGCAGCAACUGGAGUCCGGAGUCGAGGCAGACAAGGCAAAGCUCAAGUCCUUUGCUGCAAAGAUCAUCCAGCUCCUGAAGGAAUGGACCGAAACCUUUCCCUAUGACUUCCAGGAUGAGAAAUCGAUGAAAGAGCUGAAGGAGAUUGCUCACAGGAUCACGCAGUGCGACGAGGAAAACGGGACUGUCAAGAAAAUCAUCAGCCAGAUGACCCAGAACCUGCUGGGGACCCUCUCUGUCCGCAACCAGUACCAGGAGAUCCGAGAGAAGUUCCGCCAACCCGUGACUGACAAAGGCGCCGUCCUUAAAACAAAGCCCCAGUCAUCGCAGAAAGACAUCCUGAGUGUUUGCUGCGACCCGCUGGUUCUCGCGCAGCAGCUCACGCACAUUGAACUGGAGAGGGUGAGCAACAUUUACCCUGAGGACCUCAUGCAUAUCGUCAGCCACGUGGACUCCCUGGAUAAUCACAAGUGCCGAGGCGACUUCACCAAGACCUACACCCUGGAGGCCUACGACAACUGGUUCAAUUGCCUCAGCAUGUUGGUGGCCACAGAGAUUUGUAAGGUGGUGAAGAAAAAGCAGCGGACGAGAAUAGUGGAGUUCUUCAUCGACGUGGCGAGGGAGUGCUUCAACAUCGGAAACUUUAAUUCCAUGAUGGCCAUUAUCUCGGGUAUGAACUUGAGCCCCGUGGCACGGCUAAAGAAAACCUGGUCUAAAGUCAAAACCGCCAAAUUUGAUGUUUUGGAGCAUCACAUGGACCCAUCCAGCAACUUCUGCAACUAUCGGACCGCCCUGCAAGGAGCAGCUCAGAGAUCCCAGACGGCCCACAGCAGCCGGGAGAAGAUCGUCAUCCCUGUCUUCAACCUCUUCAUCAAAGACAUCUACUUCCUGCACAAAAUCCACACCAACCACUUACCCAACGGCCAGAUAAACUUCAAAAAGUUCUGGGAAAUCUCAAGGCAAAUUCAUGACUUCAUGACGUGGAAGCAAGUUGAAUGCCCGUUUGAAAAGGAUAAGAAAAUCCAGAGCUAUCUACUCACGGCACCUAUUUAUAGCGAGGAAGCUCUGUUUAUUGCAUCCUUUGAAAGUGAAGGUCCAGAAAAUCAUAUGGAGAAAGACAGCUGGAAGACGCUCAGGACGACUCUUCUCAACAGGGCCUGAGACUUCGGACUUUUGUUUCGGAUUCUAAAGCACACACUAAGAACAUUAUUUUUA
Euleptes europaea (tarantolino) is the source of this 1684-nucleotide messenger RNA. RefSeq names its product RasGEF domain family member 1A (gene RASGEF1A). Gene Ontology annotation, molecular function: guanyl-nucleotide exchange factor activity. The coding region runs from base 155 to 1630 and encodes 491 amino acids. The record is from RefSeq and is a predicted model, not a curated record. The transcript has 14 exons. Gene Ontology annotation, cellular component: plasma membrane. Lineage: Eukaryota; Metazoa; Chordata; Lepidosauria; Squamata; Sphaerodactylidae. Gene Ontology annotation, biological process: Ras protein signal transduction; positive regulation of GTPase activity.